Messenger RNA from Caenorhabditis sp. 36 PRJEB53466, 2587 nucleotides. Lineage: Eukaryota; Metazoa; Nematoda; Chromadorea; Rhabditida; Rhabditidae. The record is from the annotation of a GenBank genome assembly.
AUGUCAAUCAAUGUCAACCCGUCUGCGCCUCGUCGGGUCAUCCAGUCUCUUUCUUUCGAAUGGCAACUGGCCUGUCUGCGUCUCUUCGGUCGGCACUCUCUCUCGCCGUCCGUCCGCCUGUCUGUCAAGCCGAAGAAGGGGCGAGCAGACACGAGAAGCGACGACGACGACGACAACGACGACACCGAAUUCAUCAGGGCCACACCACCAAUUUUUGAUAUGCGCCGUCGUCCAGUGACUGCCGCUGUUGCCGCCGCCGCCGCUCCUCUCGCCUCUCUUCUUCAGACGACGGUCAUCACGAAGGUGGGCCCCGAAGACCGAGUGUUUGCAGCCGAGACUGUUGUCUGACUACCCCUCCACCCGGGGGACGAACUGUCAUAUUCAAUGUGUCACCUGUCAGUUUGCUGGCUGCUCUUUCUGUCGAAGCACGCAAAUACGUGCCUUCCUUCCUCACCCACCAAUAUUUAUCCUUCUCCUCACUAUCACUCACUCCGCCCAGACAGAAAACCGUAACUUUUCACGCGGCUCAACGUCGUCAUGGAAUCCGAAUUCAGCGUUCCGCCCGCCCCUUCUCACUUCUGAUUUGUCUCGUUCUCGCUCGUUGUAAGAAAUUCUCUGAAAAUGGAAGAGAAGGUCACUUCGGGAGAGAAAAAGAGAGAGAUCGAAAAAAAACUUAUCAAAAGGGAACUGUCAUCCCGCAUCAAACGGUUUCAGUUCAAAUGUUCCUCUACGACUUCCUUCUCCAUUCCCCCAUUUCUCUAUUUUCUUUCUAUUUAGGGAUGGACCAGAUAAUGGCGAUGGUGAAGACGGUGAGCGGUGCUUCCCCCGCCAGGAAUCCGUUCGAGGGGGAACUUCGUAUGGAGGUCAAGACCGAGCAAGGCUAGUGGAUGAGUCAUAUUUUGUUUUGAAAAGAAAAAGAAAGAGUUUUGAAAAGAAAACGAAAGCGGAAAGAGAAAUAGAAACACCAAUUAAGUUUGUCCGCAAUUAUGUCUGCGUCCCUGCUUGACAAGCGAGUAAAACGGAAGGAAGCGACGUCUUCUUCUUCCAGAUUCGAUGCUCUCCCAAGUGUUUCCCCAUCUGAGCACUUCGAGCGAAUCGACCAGCGAAGAUCACAUGUCAUUCGACUAUUCAGACGCGUGAGUCAUUCCAUAAACAAGAACAUUCCGAACGAGAUAUCAUUUAAGAGAAGGCAUGGGAGACGGAAGGUCACAGCAGCUGCCUUUCCGUCAUUUCGUCGGAGAUCCACGCGAGAAGAAGCUCCAGGAGAAGAUUGAGUUCGUGAAGAUCGUCCUGAAACACAAGAGUUCUCUGUUUGGCGACUGCGACGGACACGAGGUUUGUGCCCUUUCCGACCUGUCACUUCUCCAUUUAAUCACUUUCAGAUAACGCCCCGGUCGAAAGAAGAUGCGUGGAAACGAGUGGCCGCCGAAGUGGAAUCGGCCAGUCUGGAGAGUUACCGAGGGAAGCCAUGGGCACGGCUGAGGGACCACGACUGGCAGUACGUGCGGAGACACGCACUCUCCAGGAGUGAGAAUUCGAACCGACCGUGCGGGAAGCUGGGAGAACUCGACAAAAUUGUCCUGGAAAUCAUUUCGACGACGGCUCUUGCCAACGCAGUCAACCAGGCCUCCAACUCCCUGAUGUCUCAGGGAUCCACCAACUCUCACACUUCGCAGCAAUCGACUGACAGUGUGGAAAUCUGGAAGAGUCUGCUCAGUUCUGUGAACCAGGAUAGCACGGACACUCCGGUAAGUCCCUCUUCUUGCUUCCCAUUCUCAUUCUAAGAAUUAGCUUCAGGAAAUCGGGACGAGCUUCGAUGCCAAAGACGAUGUGUUCUGUUCGAAAACAGAAGACGUCUCAGUUAACACUUCAGUCCUCGCGGUACCUGUUCCAGUCCCUCCGGUCACCGGAACUACCGAGAACAUCCUCGAUUAUCUGCAGAAAGUGACCCACGUCUCUCCGAGUCUCACAGUCGACGCCGCCAUCCAAUCCGUCUCUCGAGCACUCACAAAGUCGCCCAUCGCCAAGUGAGUCACUGCCCGAAUUCAGAGAUCACGUCUGUAAUUCCAGGAAGAUGACAUCCCGUUCUGCGACGGCGCCGUCCGUCUACGCCAUCACCUCAUCCACUGCCUCGCCUCCGCAGAUCGCCACAACGUCGUCCAUCCAGCCGCCGCCAGCCAAACGGCAGCGGAUCGAGUCGGAGAAGUUAGACACUCUUCCACGAACUAGACAUAAAAUAUUCAUAAUAUUUGUUCAGAAGUCCUUGCGCUUCUUCGGUGACGUCAAGUUUCGAACAGAAACGGGAAACUCUGACGCUUCGGAAGAUGGAGGUGGACAUCCGACACACCGAACUGCUCAAUGAAAAACUUGAACUGCAAGUGCAACCCUACCAAAACCGCCGCUAACAUUCCGUUAUAGAGAAAUCCGUGCAAUCGAAGCCCAAGAGAAGCGAGCACAAGAAUUGCACGCGAUCGAAGUGCGCGCGGCGAAGGCCAGAAUGCUUCGUGGAGCGGCGAUUGACGAGCCGUCCAUCGAAUCGAACCAGCGGGUUUUAGUCCGUCAACCGAACGGGUACAACUUGGAAUAG